AAUGAGAAUAAAAUGGCCUCCAGCCCUCUGUCUCUAGUAAUAAUCUUGUUUAUUUGCAGUUUAGCCAUUGAUUCUUCACUCAGUGUAAAAGUCAAGGUCGAGCCCUCAGGAUUGCCACUACAGAAGUAUGUUGGAGACACACUCACUCUGACGUGCUCAGUUAAUUAUGAGAAGGAAGAAGAAUCCAAAUUCAAGAUGAAUUGGGUUAUUCCAACAAAUGCACAAGAACGAGUGUACCUGGACGAAGAUGCUGGGCGAGCCAGAGUAACUGUUAUAGACUUGGAGGAGACUGAUGGAGGGAACUACACCUGUGGGGUUGAGGCUGAGCCUGAUGCGCCAGUGAAAACAAUAGUGUAUGUUGUUAUUUUGCCGCGUGGACAGGUGUCUCAUUGCUCCGCUGAUGCAUUCAGUUGUGCCACCGGACACUGUAUUUCUCCUCGCUACAAAUGUGACAGUCGCCCUGACUGUCCUGAUGGCUCUGAUGAAGUUCAGGAGCACUGUGGAGUUGAUCCUUGCAUAGAUAAGCUUGCCUGUGAAGAUGGACGUUGUCUAGCUCACAAAAUGUGUUGCCGAGAACGAGACCUCUCUCCACCAAAUUGCACCAUAAUGGCUACAAUACAGUGUUGUAGACAACUUGUGCAUCCUGCCCUUCUGGAUCAGGAUCUGUAUUAUUGGGAAGCAAAGCCAAGUCUUCACCAACAGUGGAACAACCAACCAGAUUCUACACUUGUUAUGGGAUGUAUUGUCGCAGUUGCAAACUUGGUAACAGUUGCAAUUAUUGUGGGAGUGCGAUACCAUCUGUGGCGCUCAAAUGGGACCUCCUCUCGUGCCCACUAUCAUUUGAAUCGACUAAGGUCUGCAACUCUCCGUCCAUUUGGUCUGGGCUCCUCUGUCUCCCCACCAUCAACCACAGAUCAGUAUCAGCUGAGGUCAGCAGAUAGCAUUUACUCAAGAAGAAUUCCAGGUUUGCGUUCUGAUUUACUAGCUCCAGAAAUCGUGCGUGAGCAGCGCCAGCAAUACACACGUCAGCAGCGGCCAUUUAGUGGAGGAGUUGUCUUGUGCCCUCCUUCAAAUUCUCAACCUCCACAUUACUCUCAGCUUCCAGUUACUCCUUCAGGUCCACCUCCCUCUUAUCAUCAGGUUGUCGGAGCACCGCCCCCUCCAUACUCUUCUCGUGAUGAUCUUACCGUACCAAACUCUAGCGAAGGUUCGUCUCUCUCCUUGCUGUCGCCACUCCUCAACAAUGCCAAUACCAAUAUUAACAACAAUGGAGACAUCAAUGGUAACAAUACACCACACCUAACAGUGGUACAUAACCAUAACAUAAGUCAUGCUACAGCCUCCACAUCACAUUCCUCGCGUCACACAGGCCCACAGACUCGAGGUAAUAAGUAAAAUCCUAUUGUAAAGGAUUCUCAUGCUCUUGUUUGCUUUAAAAUGUAUAUGUUAUUGUGAAAGCAAACUGUAGCAGCUGUGUGUACAAGAAAAUUUUAAUUAGUCACUUUUGAUAAUGCAAAAAAUUAGACUUGAAACUUGAGGUCAUCAAUACUUUGUUAGCAUAGGUAUAUGUCAUGAUACCUUAACUGAAGGUUAAAUUUAUCAAUACAGACAAAAUAAAUUGUAAAUAUAUCACCCAGUCAGUUUAAAUAGGCUUUGGUAAGCUAAUAUAGGUCCAUUACAGUGUCCCUUUCCCCAUACAAAAUGCAACGAGCAAAAUAGAAUGCUAUGACUGGUAGUAAUAAAUAAUAGAUUAAGACGUAAUUUAGAUCUGUGUCUGUGUAAUGAAAAAAAUAUUUUCUGUAUGUAAUGUGCAGUAUAAAUAUAAUUUGGGACGUUGCCAUAAAAUGAGUAAGCAAAAAAAUCUUUUAAAUCUGCUAUGGACACUGGUACUGUAUUACAGUACUUUGAUAAUACUAUUUACAUUCAGUUCUUCCAUCAAUUUUUAUUACUACUUAUUAUAUACUGAGUGCCAAAUGAUAAUAUUUGUAAGAAAUUUUGUAUAUUACGUACAUAAAAUUGAAAGAGAGAAUGGUUGUUAUAUCUGAAUGUAGAAUCUCCCAAAGUAUCUUAUUGUACACAUGGGAAGCUAUCUCAGUCAAGUGCAUAUAUAAUAUAUGCUUUACUACUCUUUUAUAAUGAUGGAUUAUAUUUUAAGCAAAAUAUUAAUGAAUAAUAGCUGAAAUUAGGAUGUUUAAAACUCUGGUGAUGGUGUUUUUCUCAAUAUUCUUCACUCCUUAUUGUAACUAAUCUUUACUAGAUCUUUAAGUUUCCAAACAUUUCUUAUGUGAAAAUAGAAUUUAUAUGGCAGUAAUUACCAGUAGAUGCUGUUAAAAAGUGAAGAAUUGGGCAAGAUAUUUUUCUGGAAAACUGUUUAUCGUUUUAUAAGUUAAGAGUCAUUGCAUUGUGUAUGAGAGAGAUUACCUGUUUGUGAUAACUUGUUCAUAAUUACAGGAGCAGCUUUAUGUGUGGUGUCCCACCUUCAUUGUUUACUUAGUCAUAUAAUUCCUAACUUUCCAGCAGAUGUAACACACUCACCUUAACUGGGUCCCAUUCCUGGAUUCUGCUAGUGUUUGCAAAAGAAAAAGCUUUCUAGUAUUUUUUUUAGGCACUACAUUUUUCUUGAUUUGUAAUUGAGAUACUGAGAAGAAAACUGAUAAACGUGUCAGCGAGUGUUUUUUUUUUUUUUUUUUUUUUUUUUUUUUUUUUUUUUUUUUUUUUUUUUUUGUCACACCGGCCAUAUCUCACUGAGGCAGGGUGACCUAAAAAGAAAACAGAACAUUUUUCUCUUUAAAUUUAAUCAUUUAUACAGGAGAGCGGGGUUGCUAGCCCUUUGCUCCCUGCAUUUUAGUUGCCUCUUGCGAUAUGCAUGGCUUAUGGAGGAAAAAUUCUUUUCCACUUACCCAUAGAGAAUAUUGCAUUUUCUAUACUAAAAUGUUAAUCAUUCUUAUAAGUAUCAUAAUACAUCACUCAGAUUGGCAGGUUCAUCACUUUCUACCUUACCUUUCCUAUACACAAUAAAGGGAUGUUUGACCAUACGAUCAUGCACAAAAAUAGUGAGUUGGCUCCCUGGAAAACUGAUGAACUUACAUACCACCUUAAAGAUUGUUAAAUUUGUUUAACAGUGAGACUAGUUUGAUCAAAGUUGUAUGGUUGGUCAUGGAGAUAUUGUUGCAAACAUGCUGCACAUGUUCGUAGGCGAUCUUCUCGAAAGUGUCAUUUGGCAAGUUCGUUGGUUUUCUUCUAAGCUCCUCAAUUGUGGCCUCUUGUUCUAGUUUAUGAUGCUAAGAAAUCAUCUUUGUCUAUUUUUGGCCCUGAAAGCCAUUUUGUAGUGUGUUUGCACCUUCAUUUUAUAUACAUGUUUAUUUUAAGGUUCAAGCACCACACUUACUAUCUGCAUAUUCCAAUUUAGAACAUUUGAACAUUUUUUUUUAGUGCUGUAUUUUAUCAUUCAUGUAUCUGAGGACUAUUUUAAUGUGUGCAAGUGUAGCAUGAGUUUAUCACUACUUUAUAUAUAGUCUUUUCUCUGCGGGUGACAGUAUUUUGGCUAGAAUUGCUCUUAGAUCUCUGUAUUUGAUACUUUCGGUAUUUUAUCACAAUCUUAGAUACAGGUACAGUACUUCGUCUGGACUGUACAUUGGUUUUUUCCUAUUGCCAUCAUUUCUAUCUUUCAAUAAAUUAUGUUAUACCUUGUUAACUCCAUUUAUUUGAUAUAUUAUUCUUAUAGGGCUUGUAGUAAUUUUAUUAGUUAUUUUGCAUGUAUAUAAUCAUGCCUAUGUAUGAAAGGUAUACACCAGUUUUGAUGCACUAACAUGUAUACAUGUGUUAAUGUAUGUAUACUUGCCUCUUUGGGUAAUAAUUUAUUUGUAUUUACAGGAGUAGAGCAAUGCAUAUAGUGUCACAAUUGAACUAAUUUUUAAUGUAUAUAUUUUUUUAUCAUCUUGAGUGUUUGUGGCCUGCAUACAUUCGAGUUCAUUCCAGCUAUCCUGCCAGUUUUAUUAAGGAAAAUCUUUCAUAGUCAUUGUACCACAGCCGUAUCUAUUUUAGUUUUUUGUCUAAACUAUAUUGUAGAAAAAUUAUUCAGCAUUUUCCUGUCCAUAAAUUAGAUGGUUAUCUUCAUAUUUACCAGCGAUAUUUAUGAUUCUUUUCACUGGUAAUUAUAUUUUGUGGUUCUCUAAUGAUUUGUUGUCAAUUACCCCAGGAACUUUUCUUUGCAUGUGUUUUCUAAACUUAUAAUCUAUACCCUAUCAGUUCUUCUGAGUAUUUUGUAUGUUAUGUCUCCCCUGGUUCUUCUGUCCUCCAAUAUUUGCAGGUUUAACUUCUUUAGUCUCUCCUCAUAACUCAUGCCCCUUAGCUCUGGAACAAACCUUGUUAUAUAUUGAAAAAUACACAUGAUAUCAGUCAUAAAAAACGUCUCAACCACAAAUGGCGUGUGCAUUUCCAUUCAGUUAUUUACUUUAUUAUGUGUUCAUCUUUAAGUUUUAUUUUCACGUGCCCACUGCAGCUCAUCCUCCUAAUAAACAUCAGUAUAUCACUUUGGCUAAGAAUGUCAAAAUGUGACUGUGACACUUGAAUGAAACUGUGAUUAUUUGAUAUUAGAUUGUAACAUGUGCUCAUUGGGUCCUCGAUUUUCUGUUCACGCUGAAAAACUUUUUUAUCGAUCUUAUGUAUUAUUAUAUUUAUUACCAUUAUGAUAUGUUAUAGUUAAAUUAUAACAUUAUAGAGGACACUAACCUAACUUAACAUAGCCUAACCUAACUUAAAUGACAUGUAUUGUGAAAUUUGCUCAUAAUUGUAUGUAAGCAGCAGUCGACGUUUGCUUUAGGAGAAUGGCUUAUCCGCUAACAUGCUUGUUUUGUUCUUAACCUGCUGGAAGCAAGCUUCCCAGUUGAUCAGAGACCAUGAUUAGAUCAUGGAGAAUUUAUCUUAUACCACUCCUUGUGCUAAAUGACUCGUGUGGAUAUAGCACUUCAUAAAAUAUGAUGUACUGUACAGUAGAUCCCCACUCAUAACAUCAGAGUUUUUUUUUUUUUUUUUCAGAAAAAAAUUGUAAGUCAGUUGUUUGGGACUAGGAGCCUGUUUUCUCAUACUAACCCUUGUUAUAAUCAGAGAUGCAUUCCUGAGCCAUUAUGUUUCAUAUCUUAAUUUCAUUUAUUUUUUAAUUAAGAAUAUUUACCAAUAUUUUACAUUCAAUAUUAGACAUUUUGUUCCAAUUGUGUCAUUAUGAUAUUGCCUGUAAUAAUACGUACGAUUAUCUCUUGAAUGUCCAUCAUUAAUUUUAGAAAAAAUUGCACCAACUAAUGGUAUAAGCAGCCUCAAGUCUUAAACCAUUUGACAUACAAUUAUGUUUAAAUUUUUCAUUGGUUCCUAUUCUCAUGUUUAUACUUCUUUGCUCAAAUAAUGGCUAACUUGAAGACAUUUUCUAUAUCAUAUGCUUAUGAUAUGUCAUCCCCCCCAAAAUUUCCCUCUGAGGAUUCAGAGUACAUUAUUGACAUUAAGAAUUCAUUUUGCAUCGCUAUGUGACGCAUCUGCAAUAGGUGAAGAAGUAAGACAUUUGUGCCACAUUUGAAAUCUAAAUAAAGAUUCACAAAUGUCUCAUUUUUUCAACUUGUCAGUUUUCUAAACCAUUUAUAUCAUAUCUACAAAAGUGAUUGGUGAAUCUCCACAAAGCACAACAGUGUCCCCUUGGUGUAUAAACCAUCAAUGUUGCAAGUUACAUUUUACAGCUAGUUUAAGUUAUGAGUGCAGCGUGAUGCCCAAGGCCAAGCAAUGUCUGACAAGGCAUUGAUGCCUGAUCGUAAGUAUUUUCUCAUCAACUUACAUUUUACUGGGAAUCUAGUAGUAUUUUUUAUUGCCAUUUUGUUUGAAUAGUUUGUGUAACUUUUGUUGUUGUUAUUGUUGCUUGAUGUCUUUAUUAUGCCCCUCAUACCCAUCCUAUGGGUGGGCACAAAAUGGGUCGAGGGACUGGGUUCUUAACAUUUGUGUUUACCAAGCAAGUUAAAAUAGUAAUGAACAAUUUACAAAAGUUAUUGAAUUCAAAACAAAGUAAUGAAUAUUUUCAUGAAUUUAGUCACAAAACAUAACAUUGUAAUGUAAUAAUGAUGUAAUAUGGUUUUGCUUUAUUAACAGUUGCUCUCUCCUUGACCUUACAAUGUGUAUGGUCAGGGAGAGAGCAAGAAAAGCAAAUUAGUUCUAUCAGUUGUACAAAAGUUGAAAAAUAGUGACAUUGUGUGUCUGCCAUGAUAGUACAUGCAGUGAUAUGAUACACUUUUUUUUUAACACACUGGCCGUCUCCCACCAAACCAGGGUGACCCGAAAAAGAAACACUUUCACCAUCAUUCACACUAUCACUGUCUUGCCAGAGGUGUGCAGAUAUGACAAUUAAGAUGUCACUCCAAACUGCAAAUAUCCCAAGCCCUCCCCCCUUCCGAGUGCAGCUAAUACGUAAUAUGGUUUCUGUGAUGCUUAUUGAAGCUCAUAUUCACUAAGCUUUACUUGUACGUUCAUCCAAACUAAGUAUACUGUAUCUUUUAUGAUGGGUACAGUGCCAGACCCAGCAGCUUAUUGCUCAGUGCCUAAAUGCAAUAUCAUUAUGUAAAUUACAUGAAAUUAUGCAUUCCUUUUUUUUCUUACCAUAUCACUUACAAACAUACAGUAAAUAAAAAUAAUUAUUGAAAAUUUUGUAUAGAUUAUAAGGCACAGCAAGUCACAGAUAACCUACACUUAGAGCUAUGAUAAUGUUUAAGUCCAUCCUGGACCUUUGUGAAGUUACAACUUGGGUCCAUCCUGGACUAUUGUGAAGUUACAACUCAGGUCCAUCCUGGACCAUUGUAAAGUCACAACUCAGAUCCAUCCUGGAGCAUUGUAAAGUCACAACUCAGAUUCAUCCUGGACCAUUGCAAAGUCACAACUCAGGUCCAUCCUGGACCAUUGCAAAGUCACAACUCAGAUCCAUCCUGGACCAUUGCAAAGUCACAACUCAGGUCUAUCCUGGACUAUUGUAAAGUCACAACUCAGGUCCAUCCUGGACCAUUGUGAAGUUACAACUCAGGUCCCUCCUGGACCACUAUGAAGUUACAACUCAGGUCCAUCCUGGACAAUUAUGAAGUUACAACUCAGGUCCAUCCUUGACCAUUGUAAAGUCACAACUCAGGUCCAUCCUGUACCACUGUAAAGUCACAACUCUGCUUUUUUCUUGUAUAGUUGUGGCUUGACAAUGAAGUAGGAUGGAUUGAAAUGUCAUUAGAAGUUUCCACUUCUAAGUGCAGAUUGUUCAUGAAUUGUUCCAGCCAAGGUAUUAUAUGACUUACUGUUCAAGACAGUGUGACUUCUCUUAUCACCUGAAUAUUACCCUUCAUUAUCAUUAUUAAAAUAUGAAAUUACAGUGUAUUACACAUUUUUUUGUUUGUACCACAUCAUAAGGCAGUCAUUAGCAAGCAAAUGAAUAUAAUUUUUAUUAUACAGUAUAGAAUAUCUUAUACAGUACACUGUACAUAUAUAAAAAAAAAUGUACUACAGUAUGCAGGUAAGCAAAAUAAAAAUAUUGUAUGUAAACACACAGCUAAUUGUUAGUCACACAUGCAUGUUUAUUAUGAUGGGGAAAAAAUUGUCUGGGAGUGGCCAAUUUGGAUUCAUGCACUUGUAAAGUCAGCUUACACUUUUUUUCAUCUUAUUAAAUUCUUAACAAAAUAUGCUGAAAUGGCUACAACAAGUCUUGAAAAGGAAAUAAAUUAUGAUCUGUAUUAAAGCAAAACACUUACAGUACUGCAGAUAUAUCCAGUUGUCUUCAUAAUUACCAAUUAAGAGCAGUUGAAUAGGGAUAUCUAAUUUAUGGUGAUACAUACUUUAUAUUCAGGUAUCCCUGACUUGUAGGAUCACUACAUGAACAUUGGCUAUCAUGUGAUAUCCUGUAUUUAUCAGUAAUUCCAUAUAUUGAAUAUAAAUUUGACAUAAGCAGUCAAUAAGAUUUCCAAAAUGCAUUGAAGAUUCUCAUAAUGAGGAAUUAAGCAUUGAUGACCAGAUUGACCUUAUUACAGUUGCUGUGGGAAUUAAAUGCAUCUAACAAUUCACUCUUCUUCCUUUAUUGACAAACCAUCUUAGCUGUUUGUAGUCUCUUAUCACUUGUCAGGCUACAGUGAUGAUGAUGAUUAUUAUUAUUAUUAGAUCAGAUUAUCUCAUUCGAGGUCUGACUCUCCUUUUCAUGUCCUUCUGUUGUGUAACUAUUUAAUGGUCCAAAUAGGACUGAACAUCAUUGUAAGGAUCAGUCUCCUAUGCACAGGUAUCUGUGUAUACUUCUACUGUACUAUCAUCACUGUUUUGUUUAAGAUCUUAUUUGUUCCAUGACUAAUUAAAAUUUACAUACUAACUUUUUUUUGAAGAAACCCAUACAGAAAUUUUUAAUGUUUUAAAUUAAUGGACUUUUUAAUAAAUAUAGUGACUAAAAUUACUUAUUGUAGAUAAGAGCUUUGAAGUGUCUAAUACACUUUAAACAAACUCAAACAAUAGGAUCAGCAAUAAACAGAAAUAUGGCAAUAUAAUAUAUUGAAGAUUUGCUGCCCCUUUUAUCACCAUUUCUAAUUUCUAUCUUUAGAUAUCAAUAGCAUAGUUGUAUUAAGGUCAACCAUUUAAAAAAAUUAAUUUAUGUAUGGAAAUAUUUUUUGCUAUACUAUAUGUACAUGUAUAUACAGUUAGUGAUUAAUUUUUAACACAUCAGUCAUUUCUUAUCAAGGUAAAGUGACCGAAAGAAGAUGAAAACACAUUCACCUUCACUCAUUUAACAUAUUUUUUUUCGACGAACCAGCCGUAUUCCACCGAGGCAGGGUGACCUAAAAAGAGAAAUGAAAGUUUUUUUUUAAAUUUAGUAAUUUAUACAGAAGCAGGGGUUUCUAGCCCCUUGCUUCUGUCAAUCAUUUAACAUAAGUGAUCAUGAAUGUGCUUCCUUCUUUUGUGUGCCUAUUUUUGCAGAAGGAAAUGCCAAGGUAGUAAAAUAUUAAGUACGCUCAGUACUUUUGAUCCGUUUAUAUUUAUGCUCUGAUCCAUCAAAUAUUUUUUUUGACUGGUUAUGAAAAGUAUAACUGUAUAAUUGGAGACAUUAAAGGUCACUAUAAUUGACUGUUUUCAGUGUAGCACAUAAUACAGUAAUGUAUGUGUAAUAAUUUAGAUUUUGAAGUAAAUGUGAAAACCAAAUACUGUAUUUUAGAAAAUAAUUGUUAAUAAUGAUAAUCUUGACUCAUAUUUUUAAUAUUGUAAUACUCAGACAGCUUGCAUGUGUAUAUAUAUUUUAAAUGCAAUUAUAAAUGUGAAAGACUUUUAGAGAAAAAUUUUGUAUUAAAGUUAUUUCUCUUGCUGCAAAUCAGUUGAACUACUGAAAGGAGCACUGCUCAGAAUGAAGCGUGAAUACACUAUUUCUAAAAGUUAGUUUUUUAUGGGGUGUGGAAAUGCCAAAAAGUUGAAGUUAAUUGAAAUUUCUGAACACAAACUCAAGAAUGUAGUUAUAGUCUCCAUAUACAGAGCACACUAAGUAUGUUACAUACUCAAGCAGCCUUUACAUGUUAGCUGUAUAUUUUUUUAAAGGAUUGUAAAGAUUUCUAUAUCUAAUAUUCAUUCUGUGCUGCAGAAAGUAUACAGUAAACAGCAUUUUCACACAUUGAAAUGGAAGUAAAUGGAUUGGUACAUGUUCAUACAUGUUUAUAUGCAUACAUGCAUCUUGUAGAUUCUUGAUUCUUUUAAUUAAUAUUUGGAGUACAUAUUUGCAAUAUGUAUGAUUGCAGUUCCCUUUGCAGUUUAUUAAACAUAGGCUGAGUUUAGCCAACUUCAAAAAUGUUGUAUGUCAUUUAAUGUCAUUUGUAUCAUUAUGUGCCAAAAUGCCCAAGGCCAAUCAUGCAAAAAAUUAAUUUAUAUUGUAGCGAGUUGUUGUAUCCUCAGAUGUCAAUUUUUUAUUUUAAUUAGAAAUGUUAGAUUUUUGAAGUUGUUAAAUAUAUACAGAUGACUUAAA
Molecule: messenger RNA, 9991 nt
Organism: Cherax quadricarinatus
Lineage: Eukaryota; Metazoa; Arthropoda; Malacostraca; Decapoda; Parastacidae
Cellular component (GO): plasma membrane
Molecular function (GO): protein binding
Source: RefSeq, a predicted model, not a curated record